Messenger RNA from Andrographis paniculata, 1511 nucleotides. Its product is annotated as fructose-1,6-bisphosphatase, chloroplastic-like. Gene Ontology annotation, biological process: sucrose biosynthetic process; fructose 1,6-bisphosphate metabolic process; fructose 6-phosphate metabolic process. Gene Ontology annotation, molecular function: fructose 1,6-bisphosphate 1-phosphatase activity. The record is from RefSeq and is a predicted model, not a curated record. Bases 113 to 1348 code for a protein of 411 amino acids. Gene Ontology annotation, cellular component: cytosol; cytoplasm. NCBI's taxonomy places the organism in Eukaryota, Viridiplantae, Streptophyta, Magnoliopsida, Lamiales, Acanthaceae. The transcript is spliced from 4 exons.
GGAAUGAAGGAAUGAAUGAAGCGGAGUGGCCGGCCGUUGUAUAUUCGCAGACUUGAGAGUUACUUGCACCCAUCAAGUGAGGAGAUUAAAGAAGGAACUAUAACUAACAUAUAUGGCAACGGCGACCGCCACAGCCACCGCAGCUGUGCCUGUGCACCGUUUCUUCUGCAAUAAUAACAAGAAUAUUUCCCAAAUUCAUUCGGCCAUGACUAGCCGUCGUUUCUCCUCUUCCCAGACUCACGGGAUUAGAAAACCGGGGGGUCAUGGAUUCAGAGUGCGGUGCAAUGCUGUGGCCGCGGAGACGACGGAGACAAAGAAGAAGAGUGGGUAUGAGAUUCAGACACUGACUGGAUGGCUUUUGAAGCAGGAGCAGUCGGGGGUUAUCGAUGCUGAGCUUACCAUUGUUAUUUCCAGCAUUUCCAUGGCCUGCAAGCAGAUAGCCUCACUCGUUCAGCGCGCCGGUAUUUCUAAUCUCACCGGAGUUCAGGGCGCCGUCAAUGUCCAGGGAGAGGAUCAGAAGAAGCUUGAUGUUGUCUCCAAUGAGGUAUUCUCAAAUUGCCUGAGAUCAAGUGGGAGGACAGGCAUAAUAGCAUCGGAGGAAGAGGACGUCCCUGUGGCCGUGGAGGAGAGUUAUUCGGGGAAUUACAUUGUUGUGUUCGACCCUCUGGACGGAUCAUCCAAUAUCGAUGCAGCAGUCUCCACCGGCUCCAUCUUUGGAAUAUACAGUCCCAACGAUGAGUGCCUUGCCGACAUUGAAGAGGAUGAAACGCUGGACCAGAUGAAAGAGAGGUGCGUGGUGAACGUGUGCCAGCCGGGGAACAACCUCCUUGCAGCAGGAUACUGCAUGUACUCCAGCUCUGUCAUAUUCGUGGUCACAUUAGGGAAAGGCGUCUUCGCCUUCACCUUGGAUCCCAUGUUCGGGGAAUUCGUUCUCACCCAGGAGAGCAUACAGAUACCAAAGGCUGGCAAGAUAUAUGCAUUCAACGAAGGGAACUACCAGCUGUGGGAUGACAAGCUUAAAAAGUACAUCGACCAUCUCAAAGAUCCGGGGCCCACCGGGAAGCCUUACUCGGCCAGAUACAUUGGGAGCCUGGUGGGUGACUUCCAUAGAACUCUGCUGUACGGAGGGAUCUACGGAUACCCCAGGGACAAGAAGAGCAAGAAUGGCAAGCUCAGGCUGCUCUAUGAGUGUGCGCCUAUGAGCUUUAUAGUGGAGCAAGCUGGGGGGAAAGGCUCUGAUGGCCAUCACAGAGUUCUUGAUAUUCAGCCCACUGAGAUACAUCAGCGAGUCCCGCUCUACAUUGGGAGUGUUGAAGAGGUGGAGAAACUAGAGAAAUACUUGGCUUAAUUAAGAUGGACGGAUUUUAACCUUAUAAUUAAUUAAAUGAAUGCAACUGUGGAUAACAAUUAAAGGCUCUCUCUCUCUCUCUCUCUCUCUCACAAUAUAUAUAUACAUAUAUAUAUUUUGUUAUGAAUUCAAUGCAAUGCAUAUACACUAAUUACUUUGUUCA